Eimeria maxima is the source of this 690-nucleotide messenger RNA. RefSeq lists its product as hypothetical. NCBI's taxonomy places the organism in Eukaryota, Apicomplexa, Conoidasida, Eucoccidiorida, Eimeriidae. The record is from RefSeq and is a predicted model, not a curated record. Bases 1 to 690 code for a protein of 229 amino acids. The transcript has a single exon.
AUGCAGCAGAUGCAGAAAGAGCUGCAGCAAUUCGAUGCAGCAGCAGCAGCAGCAGCAGAUGCAGGAAGAUUAGGGGAAUAUUUACGUGCAGCAAUACGCAUGCAAACAGCAGCACGUACACUUAAUCAUCUUGUUAUAGAUGCAAGACAUCUGCAGCAGCAGCAGCAACAGGAGGAGGAGGAAGAGGAAGAGGAGGGAGAAGGAGAGGAGCAAAAAGGAGGAGGAAUAAGUGCUGCAGCUGCUGCAGCUGCUGCUGCAGCUGAAGCAGCUGAAGCAGCUCAAGCAGCUCAAGCAGCAGCAGCAGCAGCAGCAGCAGCAACUGCAGCAGCUGCUGCACCGAGUGCUGCACAUACACAAUUAUUUACACAGCAACUGCACAGACAGCAGCAGCAGCAGCAGCAGCAGCAGCAAAACCUGCCAUCUGUACUAGAAGAUAUACACCAGCAGCAGCAGCAAAGGCAGCAGCAAAGGCAGCAGCAGGAGAGGGAAGAAAGGGAGAAAGAACAGCAACAGCAGCAGCAGCAGCAGAAACAGCAGCGCGAAGAGGAGGAGCUGCAACUGCAACAGGAAGAACAGCAGCAGCAGCAGCAGCGCGAAGAGCAGGAGCUGCAGCAGCAGCAGGGAGAGGAGGAGAUGCAACAGCAGCAGCAGCAGCAGCAGCAGGUUGGCGAGCAGCAAAAUGAAGAAUAA